Molecule: messenger RNA, 714 nt
Organism: Anthonomus grandis grandis
Lineage: Eukaryota; Metazoa; Arthropoda; Insecta; Coleoptera; Curculionidae
Exons: 2
Coding region: 1-714 (237 amino acids)
Source: RefSeq, a predicted model, not a curated record
AUGUGUUCUUCUACUGGUUUUCUGGAAAAAGAUGGGCGCGGGAAACGCGCACCACCUAAUAAAUUAUCCGACAAUGGUGAAACGUUCAUAAGACAACACAUUCUUACGUUCCCGUCAGUAGAGUCGCAUUAUUGCCGCGCUUCUAGUACCAAAAAGUACCUAGAGCCAUCUUUAAAUUUAUCGAUAAUGCAUAGAAUGUAUAAGGAAACUUGCAUUACAAAGAAUUUUAAACCGGUUAGUUUUGAAAAAUACCGACAAAUAUUUCAAGAAUACAAUUUGGGUUUUUUCAAACCCAAGAAGGACCAGUGUAGAAGAUGUUUGGCACAAAAUUCUUUAACCGAACAGGAUAAAAGCUUACAGAAAGAUGAGUUUAAAAGACAUCUGGAUCGAAAAACUGCCGCAAGACAAGCUCGUGACCAAGACAAACUCAUUGCAAGAGGAGAUGCUCAAGUUUUAGCUUUUAAUUUUGACCUCCAGUCUGUUCUGUGUAGACCCAAGGGACCCACCGGUCAAAUAUUCUAUUUGCGAAAACUAGCAGUGUACAAUCUUACAAUGUACAAUUUGGCUAAUCAAAAAGUCAACUGCUAUCUCUGGGAUGAAACGCAGGGUAAACGAGGGGCAAAUGAAAUAGCCUCUUGUGUUUAUGAUUUUAUCAUGUCGCACACUAAAAUCACCACCGUUCGUAUGAUGUCAGAUGGAUGUGGCGGACAGUAA